Cuscuta campestris is the source of this 1586-nucleotide messenger RNA. Lineage: Eukaryota; Viridiplantae; Streptophyta; Magnoliopsida; Solanales; Convolvulaceae. The record is from the annotation of a GenBank genome assembly.
CAUCGUGCAGUUUUCAUAUUGGCUGAUUAUUUUUACUGUUGCAAUUAAAUAACAUUUUUGCAGGCGAAUCUUUGUGGAGGGCUGCUAAUGGGAGCUUUUUGUGUUAUUCUGCUCUAUGAGCACUCACCCCCCCUGUAUCAUGCGUAUAUUGCAAUGACAUUAUUUCUUUGGACACAAAUAUUAAGCGAGUACCAGUUUCUUCUAGCACUCUGGCGGUACCUGUGUAACAGGAAAUUUAGUUACUUUUUGAAGCUUACUGCAAUAUUUAUUUUUGCUAUCACCAUUCUUGAACUCCUGGUGAUAAGCUUUACUGAGAGAAAAAUCUAUACAUGGUGUUUUGUAACUUUUGGGGUUACAUCUUCUAUAUAUUUAUUCAAGUUAAUGCCACUGAGAUCUGGAGUGCCCAUCUUUUUGUGUGCUGCAUGCUGGUUUCUUUCCAUAUUUACUCUCAUGCCACCUGAAAUUCCUGAAAAUACUGUACUGGUAAUCACUGGUGGACUAAUGAUUAUUUUGAUUGGUGGAGCUGCUCGAUAUGUAGAAGUGCACACUAAAGAUAAUGAAUAUUGGUUUGGUCUCAUUCCUCUCGAUUUAAGGAUGUUCCGGAUUCCUUUGCUCUUUCACUUACAGAUCCUUUUGGUUGGUUUAUCAUCCUUUAUGGUCUGGUUGUCAACGUCCCAUAGAAUGGAAAGGCAAGAGUUGCACGGACUUCACCAGUUGAUUAAUUGGUCCAUUGCUGGUUUUGCAAUGGUCCUUCCUCUAUUUUCAGCACCUGCCCUCUUGCCUCGGCUUACUUCCAUAUUCCUUGGUUUUGCGCCUCCAUUCUUGCUAUUGUCAAUUGGAUAUGAAGCUCUUUUUUAUGGUGCUCUUGCUCUUGCACUUAUGGGCUGGAUAUUAUUUGAGAAUGCUAAUCUUUACAUACUCAAGGGGAAACUGUCACCAAAUGCAUUUGAAGUAACGGAGGAUAGCAUGUAUCUUCCAGAGUAUGAUAGAUAUCUGGAGUUAUCCGAUAUAAGAAUCCCACUAGUCUUUAUGGCCUUUUUCAAUGUUGCAUUUUUUGGAACGGGUAACUUUGCAAGCAUUGCCAGUUUUGAGAUAUCUUCUAUCUAUCGGUUCAUCACAAUUUUCAGUCCGUUUUUGAUGGCCGCACUCCUAAUUUUCAAAUUGCUCAUACCCUUCAUACUUGUGAUAUGUGCAUUUAGUGCAAUAACUAAGUUGAUCCGUGUUCCACUAGUGGGAUGCUAUUUUCUCGUUAUUUUGUGCUCCGAUGUAAUGACGAUCCAUUUCUUCUUCUUGGUACGAAAUACAGGAAGCUGGAUGGAAAUUGGCAACAGCAUUAGUCAUUUUGGAAUUAUGAGUGCUCAGGUUGUGUUUGUGUUGUUGCUCUUUGUUCUCACAAGCAUAUAUACGAAAGACAUCCGGACCAAACCAGCUCGUAGUGUUUUGCAGAAAGAAAUGUGAUUCAAAUACAUAUCUUAUCAUUCUCGUUUUUUUUAGAAUUAUUGACUCUCUUACAAUGUACGGAGUAGUAUCUAUUCAUACGUUUUCUCAACCUACUAAAACACAAAGAAUCAAUGCUGUUGAGUUCC